This is a messenger RNA of Ricinus communis (castor bean), 1669 nucleotides long. Its product is annotated as S-adenosylmethionine synthase 1. The coding region runs from base 183 to 1364 and encodes 393 amino acids. Lineage: Eukaryota; Viridiplantae; Streptophyta; Magnoliopsida; Malpighiales; Euphorbiaceae. The transcript has 2 exons. Gene Ontology annotation, molecular function: ATP binding; methionine adenosyltransferase activity. The record is from RefSeq and is a predicted model, not a curated record. Gene Ontology annotation, biological process: S-adenosylmethionine biosynthetic process. Gene Ontology annotation, cellular component: cytosol.
ACUGGUAACCGGUGGGCAGGUUCCUCUUGGUCUAUAAAUAGCAAGUGUCAAAAGAGGGAGAGUCGUAGAGCCGCUUUUGAGUAGCGAUUAUCAAGGGGUCUGGUUAUAGAGAGAGAGACAACAAAAGGCUAAGGUCCAGAUCUGUACGGUGACAACUCUAGUUUCUCUUUAAGCAUAAAGAAAUGGAGACCUUUCUAUUCACCUCCGAGUCCGUGAACGAGGGCCACCCUGACAAACUCUGUGACCAGAUCUCUGAUGCGGUGCUCGAUGCCUGCCUUGAGCAGGACCCUGACAGCAAGGUUGCCUGUGAAACAUGCACUAAGACCAACAUGGUCAUGGUCUUUGGAGAGAUCACCACCAAAGCCAAAGUAGACUAUGAGAAGAUAGUUCGUGAUACAUGCCGCAACAUUGGCUUUGUUUCUGACGAUGUUGGUCUUGAUGCCGACAAGUGCAAGGUCCUAGUUAACAUUGAGCAACAGAGCCCUGAUAUUGCCCAGGGUGUCCAUGGCCACUUCACCAAGCGCCCAGAAGAGAUUGGUGCUGGUGACCAGGGCCAUAUGUUUGGUUAUGCUACUGAUGAGACCCCUGAAUUCAUGCCUUUGAGUCAUGUCCUUGCCACCAAGCUUGGGGCUCGCCUUACCGAGGUUAGGAAGAAUGGUACCUGCCCCUGGCUUAGACCUGAUGGUAAGACUCAGGUUACGGUUGAGUACUACAAUGACAACGGUGCCAUGGUUCCAGUCCGUGUCCACACUGUCCUUAUCUCCACCCAGCAUGAUGAGACUGUCACAAACGAUGAGAUUGCUGCUGAUCUCAAGGAGCACGUAAUCAAGCCUGUGAUCCCUGAGAAGUACCUUGAUGAGAAGACCAUCUUCCACCUUAACCCAUCUGGUCGUUUUGUCAUUGGUGGCCCUCACGGUGAUGCGGGUCUCACUGGACGCAAAAUUAUUAUCGAUACCUAUGGUGGAUGGGGAGCCCAUGGUGGUGGUGCUUUCUCUGGAAAGGACCCAACCAAGGUGGAUAGAAGUGGUGCUUACAUUGUCAGGCAGGCUGCCAAGAGUAUUGUAGCAAAUGGUCUUGCUCGCAGAUGCAUUGUCCAGGUCUCCUAUGCCAUUGGUGUGCCUGAGCCUUUGUCGGUCUUUGUGGACAGCUAUGGAACUGGAAAGAUACCUGACAAGGAGAUACUCAAGAUCGUGAAAGAAAACUUUGACUUUAGACCUGGAAUGAUGACCAUCAACCUAGAUCUCAAGAGGGGUGGAAACAGCAGGUUCUUGAAGACAGCUGCAUAUGGACACUUUGGAAGGGACGACCCAGACUUCACCUGGGAGGUCGUCAAACCCCUCAAGUGGGAGAAGGAUCAAGCUUAAGCGUGGUUCAUCCUAUCCCUGCUGCUUUCAGAUGCUCUCGGCUGGUAGUUGAUGAAUAAUUUGGCUUGUUUCUUGCUGCUGCAAUAUAUCUAAAUCAAUCUGCAAUGAUCCCAUAUCAUACAUAAGAUGCCCUAUUCAAUUUUCUUUUUCUUUUUUUUUUCUUUGUCCUUUUUAUUGCCAAUGCUGGUGUGCAAAUGUAAGAAAUUUUGGCUGGAGGUUAUGGCACUGGACUGCCUUGCAGCAGGGCAGCAGUGAAAUGUAUUAACGUGUCCUUUUGGCAAAUAUUGUUUUACUUCUCUACUCUA